Messenger RNA from Harpegnathos saltator (Jerdon's jumping ant), 2889 nucleotides. RefSeq lists its product as uncharacterized. Bases 1 to 2889 code for a protein of 962 amino acids. NCBI's taxonomy places the organism in Eukaryota, Metazoa, Arthropoda, Insecta, Hymenoptera, Formicidae. The transcript has a single exon. The record is from RefSeq and is a predicted model, not a curated record.
AUGUCGUCAGAGGAGGAUAUAUUUGGGCUCAUCGAGCUGCAAUACGACCGGCAGCACCGCAUGGAGCGGCUGCUGGACAAUGCACGCAAGUCCGGUCAACUGAAGUCAGUUGGCGGGUUGACGUCUCGUUUGCAGGUUCUCGACACGUACUGGGCUCAGUUCCAGGAUGAUCAUCGCACGAUUCGAGCCUCUCGCCUCAAGACCGUGCGAGAGUCGGAUUACGUGCGACAGGAUGCCUGUGGCACGGUGCAGGAAGUUUACAUUGCACAGCGCGCAGAAAUCCAAACCCUGCUCGAUGGGUUGAGGGUUCAGGAGGCUGAGUCGGCUGCUCACGCGGUCCCCGCGCAGGCGAUAAUGCCCGAGGCUUCGUUGCCUCGCAUUCCCAUUCCGAAGUUCGAAGGGAAGUUUGACGAAUGGCGCAAUUUUAAGGAUCUCUUCGAGUCCUUAAUAGUCGAUAACCCGUCGUUAGCAUCAGUUCACCGGAUGCAUUACUUAAAACAGAGCGUCUCGGGAGAGCCCGAACGUCUACUCCGGCACUACGGCGUCGCUACUGGCUCGUUUGAGCAAGCGUGGAAAGCGCUAUGUGCACGGUACGAUAACCAUCGUUUGCUUGUGGAUCAGCAUUUCGACGCUUUCCGGGAUAUUGGCCCGAUACGCCAAGAGAGCGUCUCCGAGGUCCGGAGGCUGUUAGAUCGAGCCAGCGAGCUGCGGGCCGCCUUGCGCCUUCUUGAGCAGCCAGUAGACGCUUGGGACGUGAUAUUGGUCAAUAUCCUCCGUUCCAAGCUAGACUCUGCUACGCGGCGGGCCUGGAAGAUGGCCACCGCGAAUCGGCGCGAGCCGCUGAGCUGGGACAGACUGGUGGUCUUCCUGGACGAGCGUCGGGUCGCGCUCAAGGCGGUUGCGGUGGUUCCGUCCCUUGGGGGCGGCCCCCGCGCCUCGUCGACUUCCGGGCAGACUGGCAGGCGCUCGCUGCAUCUGCAUCGGCCCGGGCCGACCCGUUGCGCUGAGUGCGGUGCUGAGCACGGACUCAGAGAGUGUUCGGCCUUUAGGGAUCGUCCGGUCUCUUCGCGACAGGCAAGAGUGCGCGCCCUCGGGUUGUGCUUCAACUGCCUCGGUCCGUCGCACCAGGCGGCCGCUUGCCCGUCUAAGGGUCGAUGUUGGGAGUGCGGAGAGCCGCACCAUUCACUUCUGCACUCCGCUCGGCAGUCUCCGGUCCCGACGUCGGAGGAAGGGCCGGUAACGGCGCAUGCUGCGACACGGAUGCCCGCGCAGCGAGUUCUCUUGGCCACGGCCAGGGUUUGUCUGAUGGCGUCCAAUGGGCGAUCCACUGUGGUUCGGGCGCUCAUUGACCAGGGCUCUGAGGUGAGCCUGGUGUCCGAGGCGGUUGCGCAGCGGCUGCGCGCAUUUCGUCGAUCGGUGGAUGUAGGGCUGUCGGGCAUCUCGGUGGGACCCCCUCAGCGGGUACGUGCCAGCACGUCAUUACGGCUUAAAGCAACUGCUGGCGUCCCGUUCUCCACGACAGUGGAGGCCCUCAUCCUACCGCGACUUACGGCGUACCACCCCCCGCAGAUGGCGCAGCUGACGGGGAAGUGGGCGCAUUUGAAGAGCCUUCAGUUGGCGGACAGUUCCGAUAAUGUUGAACCUAUCGAAGCGAUACUUGGGGCGGAAGUGUUCGCCGAGAUAUUGGUGCCUGGCAUUCGCCGAGGACCACGGGGGGCUUCCAUCGCACAGCGUACCCGCUUGGGGUGGGUGCUGUUCGGGGCUCUCCCAUCUACAGCCAGAACGGGCAGCUCUCAUUGUCAUAUGGUGCAGUAUGCGUCGGACAACAUGGCAGAUCUCUUGCGACGCUUUUGGGAGGUGGAGGAGAUUCCGGUUGCUUCCCCGCUCUCUGGGGAGGAGUGGGCUUGUGAGAAGUAUUUCGUGGCGUCCUUUCGGCGCCACGCUGACGGCCGCUAUCAGGUGCGGUUGCCUUUCAGGAGCCCUCCGACUGAGCUGUCUCUCGGCGACACACGGCGGAUUGCCACUGCCUCGAUGCACCGCUUGGGGCGGCGAUUGCUUCGGCAGCCUUCUUUGGGCAAGGCCUAUCGCGACUUUCUUGACGACUAUGAACGACAGGAGCAUAUGAUCCGCCUGCCACUCAAUGUCGAACAACCACGGCCCUCUUACUUUAUUCCACAUCACCCGGUGAUUAAACAAGCCCUCGAGCUUAAAGUUAGAGUGGUGUUCAACGCUUUGCAAGCGUCCACCAAUGGCCAGUCGUUAAACGACUUGGUGCAUGUGGGGCCGCGCUUGCAGCGAGAACUAGGCGAGAUCCUACUUGCUUGGCGCAUGCAUCGAGUGGCCUUCACUGCGGACAUCGAGCAAAUGUUUCGACAAGUUCGGAUGGCUCCGGAGGAUCAACACUUCCAACAGAUUCUCUGGCGAGACAGCCAGACGCGGGCAAUAUCGGUGCACCGGUUGACCACGGUCACCUAUGGCAUGGCGUGCGCUCCUUAUCUGGCCAUCCGCACGCUGCACCAGCUGGCGCUGGAUGAGCGGGAACGUUAUCCCCGGGCAGCAGACUUACUCUGUCGACAAACCUAUGUCGAUGAUAUUCUUGCGGGGGCAGAUGACCUUGAGGAGGCACGCCGUCGACAGCAUGAGCUGAGAAACUUGCUCAUGGCGGGCGGGUUCCGACUCAGGAAGUGGGCGACCUCUCAUCCGGAACUCUUGUCCGGUGUCCCGGAGGGGGACCGCGAGCCCUUGGUACCACUGCCGGACCCUGGAGCCGUGGGGGCAUCUGUGCUGGGGGUCGGUUGGAUUCCGGUCGAGGAUGCCUUCUGCUUUUCGGUCAACUCCGGGGCUCCGUCGGCCCUCUCGAAGCGUGGUAUCUUGUCAGUCGUUGCCUGA